This is a messenger RNA of Humulus lupulus (European hop), 1179 nucleotides long. RefSeq lists its product as uncharacterized. The coding region runs from base 1 to 1179 and encodes 392 amino acids. Lineage: Eukaryota; Viridiplantae; Streptophyta; Magnoliopsida; Rosales; Cannabaceae. The record is from RefSeq and is a predicted model, not a curated record. The transcript has a single exon.
AUGACUACUUGGCAAGAAUUCACCGAUCGAUUAUUGAUGAAAUACUUCCCACCCACUAAGAAUGCCAAGCUUCGAAAUGAGAUCACAUCUUUCCAACAACUAGAUGAAGAGUCAUUAUAUGAAGCAUGGGAGCAGUUCAAUGAGUUACUAAGAAAAUGCCUUCAUCAUGGCAUUCCACAUAGCAUCCGAAUGGAGACCUUCUACAAUGGUCUAAAUACUCAUACAAAAAUGGUGGUUGAUGCUUCGAGAAAUGGUGCACUUUUGGCCCAGUCAAACAAUGAAGCUUAUAAAAUGCUAGAGAGGAUCUCCAACAAUAAGUAUCAAUGGCCAACUAGUAGAGAACCUACGGGGAGGAAAGUGGUCGAUGUUCAUGAGGUUGAUGCACUUACUUCAUUGGCGGCCCAAGUUUCUUCUAUGUCGAAUAUUCUUAUGAAUAUGAGUGUGGGUAUGAGUCCACAAAUGGGUCAACCAAGAGGGCAGCUUGUAGAAGUUUCUUGUGUGUAUUGUGGUAAUGGUAACACUUUUGAUAAUUUCCUUUAUAAUCCUGUGUCUGUUUGUUUCAUGGGAAAUCAAAAUAGGAGUAACCCACAAGCCAAUACUUUCAACCAAGGAUGGGGGCAACACCAAAAUUUAUCAUGGAAUGAUCAAGGAGUAGUUUCUAGCAACUCUUAUAUGCCGAAUAGACCCACCUACCCACCGAGAUAUACUCAACAAGUCCCACAACCAAGACCUCAACAAGCAGUCAUAUCUAGUUCUUUAGAGACCUUAAUGAAAGAAUACAUGGCUAAGAUUGAUGUUGUGAUUCAAAGCCAUACUGCUUCUUUAAGAAACCUUGAGAUUCAAAUGGGGCAAUUAUCCAAUGACUUGCGGAAUCGACCCCAAGGUUCUUUAACAAGUGACAUAGAAAGUCAAAGGCAAGAAGGUAAGAAACGAUGCAAGGCAAUCACUUUAAGGAAUGGUAAGGAGUUGGAGAUAGCAAAGGAAAAUUAUGGGCAUGAGGGUGAGCCCUCUUCAAUCCAAAGUAACGAGAAAACUAGAGAAAAUAUAGGAACUUCAAUCUUGACAAAACCCGCCUCUGCUCAGAAUGCUAUAACAUCCACAUCACAGCAAAACUGCCCAGAAAUUCAAAAAUUUCAGCAACCAGUCCCAUUCCCACAUCGAUUCCAAAAUCAGAAGUAA